AUGGCGGACUGGGGCCCCGUGAUCGUGGCGACGGUGCUGUUCGUGGUCCUCACGCCGGGGCUGCUGUGCACGCUGCCGGGCCGGGGCCGGGUGGCGGAGUUCGGCAGCAUGCACACCAGCGGCCUCGCCAUCCUCGUCCACGCCGUCCUCUACUUCGCGCUCAUCACCAUCUUCCUCAUCGCCAUCGGCAUCCACGUCUACGCGGGCUAG
Molecule: messenger RNA, 210 nt
Organism: Miscanthus lutarioriparius
Lineage: Eukaryota; Viridiplantae; Streptophyta; Magnoliopsida; Poales; Poaceae
Source: the annotation of a GenBank genome assembly